AUGUCUACCAUUUCAAGAAUUGAUAUAGAUAAUACAGGAAUUGAUAUAGAUAAUGCAGGAAUUGAUAUAGAUAAUGCAGGAAUUGAUAUAGAUAAUGCAGGAAUUGAUAUAGAUAAUGCAGGGAUUGAUAUGGAUAAUGCAGGAAUUGAUAUAGAUAAUGCAGCAAUUGAUAUGGAUAAUGCAGGAAUUGAUAUAGAUAAUACAGGAAUUGACAUAGAUAAUGCAGGAAUUGAUAGGGAUAAUGCAGGAAUUGAUAUAGAUAAUACAGGAAUUGACAUAGAUAAUGCAGGAAUUGAUAUGGAUAAUGCAGGAAUUGAAAUAGAUAAUGCAGGAAUUGAUAUGGAUAAUGCAGGAAUUGAUAUGGAUAAUGCAGGAAUUGAUAUAGAUAAUACAGGAAUUGAUAUAGAUAAUGCAGCAAUUGAUAUAGAUAAUACAGGAAUUGAUAUGGAUAAUACAGGAAUUGAUAUGGAUAAUGCAGGAAUUGAUAUGGAUAAUGCAGGAAUUGAUAUAGAUAAUGCAGGAAUUGAUACAGAUAAUACAGGAAUUGACAUAGAUAAUGCAGGAAUUGAUAUAGAUAAUGUAGGAAUUGAUAUAGAUAAUACAGGAAUUGACAUAGAUAAUGCAGGAAUUGAUAUGGAUAAUGCAGGAAUUGAUAUGGAUAAUGCAGGAAUUGAUAUAGAUAAUGCAGGAAUUGAUAUGGAUAAUGCAGGAAUUAUAUGCACUACCUGA
Molecule: messenger RNA, 729 nt
Organism: Saccostrea echinata
Lineage: Eukaryota; Metazoa; Mollusca; Bivalvia; Ostreida; Ostreidae
Product: vesicle-associated protein-like
Exons: 2
Coding region: 1-729 (242 amino acids)
Source: RefSeq, a predicted model, not a curated record